Pterocles gutturalis (yellow-throated sandgrouse) is the source of this 817-nucleotide messenger RNA. RefSeq names its product microtubule-associated protein 1 light chain 3 alpha (gene MAP1LC3A). The transcript is spliced from 3 exons. Gene Ontology annotation, cellular component: autophagosome membrane; cytosol; autophagosome. Gene Ontology annotation, biological process: autophagy of mitochondrion; cellular response to nitrogen starvation; macroautophagy. The annotation marks the transcript as partial. The record is from RefSeq and is a predicted model, not a curated record. Lineage: Eukaryota; Metazoa; Chordata; Aves; Pterocliformes; Pteroclidae. Gene Ontology annotation, molecular function: ubiquitin protein ligase binding.
CCAGCGGAUCGCUGUAAAGAAGUACAACAGAUCCGAGAGCAGCACCCAAACAAAAUCCCGGUCAUCAUCGAACGCUAUAAAGGGGAGAAGCAGCUGCCAGUGCUGGACAAGACCAAGUUCCUUGUCCCAGACCAUGUCAACAUGAGUGAACUGGUCAAAAUAAUCCGGCGUCGCUUGCAGCUGAAUCCCACCCAGGCUUUCUUCCUGCUGGUGAACCAGCACAGCAUGGUGAGUGUGUCUACCCCCAUCUCAGAGAUCUACGAGCAGGAGAAGGACGAGGAUGGCUUCCUCUACAUGGUCUACGCUUCCCAGGAGACCUUUGGCUACUGAGACCUGCUGAGAGGUGGCCUGUGGAGACGGACGGACUGUGGCGCACAGGCCCCCGCCUUGCAAGACAGCACACGAGGGGCUCAGCAGAGGGGGACUGUGCUGACUCCCUUUCCUUCCUUCCCCUUCCCAUCACCCUGUCACCAAAGAGGCUCGUGGCGUGUGUUGGACUCACACAACCCUUCACCUCUGUGUAGAUUAGUCCUGCUCCCUCCACACACGUGCAUGCACGUGCGCACACGUGGGGCCUCAGCUUCCCAUCCCCUCCCCUUCAUGUAACCGCCAGCUGCUCUCACUGUGCUGUGCGUGGGCGUGUGCGUGUUUGUAGCCUGCUGCCAAAACAGUUCGGCCGAUGAUGGAGAGGACAGGACGCUGUCGCCUUCACUUUUCAGCACAGGGAGAGCCGCCUCUCCUGCGAGACACUAAUAAAGGGCAGGAGGUCUGCAAAAGCAGCGAACAGAUGUUAGCAUUGCUCCCGAGUUUUAAUUGA